UUCUGGAUGCAGACAACUGUGUAUAUUGUUCAAGCUUAGAUGUUGCAAUCCUCCUCUAUUUUGGUUUGCCUGCCCAUUGUUGGUGCGCGUUUGCUCUUCUCACAUUCGGGCACGUACUCAUCUGGAAAACGGUGCAACAGCACCAUCCAGCCAAACAUGAUUCUCUCAUUUUGUAUUUAUCCUUUAGAGUUGUGGAAUCGAUUUUUUUUUUUUUUUUUUCGUUUGUCCCUCUUUUUUUAUGCUUCAAUUUCUGUCAUCCCUUGCCGGGGGGGAGACACACGAUAGACAUCAGCUGUUAGCCAGAAUCAAUUGCUUCAAGCAGCAAACCGACGACCUCCACAAUCGCCCAUGAGCUUCUUCCCAAGUCGUCUCGUUUUGUUACUAUUGCCGAUGACCAGAGUAUCAGUAAAUCUUCUUCUUCUCAGGGCAUUGAUUCCCAACAGACAUAUUGAUUCGCGACUUCUCUCCCGUGCACAUUGACUGGCCUUGGGUGAGGGCCAACAUCUGCUUGUGCCAGCCGGAGGGAGAUAUGCAGGAGACAGCGCACUACAUGCACUAAAGAUUCAGCACUCCGAUUGAGUUCACAAGGGUAACCCAGCGGUCCAAAUAAAGUCGGAAGCUUCCAUCCGAAAUCUACCUUAUAGUAG
Messenger RNA from Fusarium oxysporum Fo47, 647 nucleotides. RefSeq lists its product as uncharacterized. Bases 40 to 285 code for a protein of 81 amino acids. The transcript has a single exon. The record is from RefSeq and is a predicted model, not a curated record. NCBI's taxonomy places the organism in Eukaryota, Fungi, Ascomycota, Sordariomycetes, Hypocreales, Nectriaceae.